Molecule: messenger RNA, 1009 nt
Organism: Eutrema salsugineum
Lineage: Eukaryota; Viridiplantae; Streptophyta; Magnoliopsida; Brassicales; Brassicaceae
Product: probable LRR receptor-like serine/threonine-protein kinase At1g51820
Exons: 6
Coding region: 20-1009 (329 amino acids)
Biological process (GO): protein phosphorylation
Molecular function (GO): protein kinase activity; ATP binding
Source: RefSeq, a predicted model, not a curated record
ACAAGUUGCAUUCUUGGUAAUGGCGGAAGUGACAGGCCUGAGGCGUCUCGUCUCUAAGUUUAUUUGCUGUUAUGCAGACGAUGAUCCGAUUGAAUACGAACCGUAUGUGUACAUUCCAGCGAAUAGUUACAGCUACUCGCAGGUUACGAAAAUUACCAACAACUUCAAUAGAGUUCAUGGAAAAGGAGGGUUUGGUGUAGUUUACCAUGGAGUUUUUAAAAACCAACAAGUAGCAGUAAAGAUGCUAAACCGAGCAUCCAUCUAUAACAUUGAACAGUUUACUAGAGAGGUUCAUGACUUUGUAAAAGUUCGUCACAAAAACUUGGUGAGUCUCAUUGGGUAUUGCGAUGACGGUGAGCACUUGGCCUUAAUCUACGAAUUCGUGGCAAAUGGAAACUUGAAGGAUCAUCUAUGUGGGAAGUUUGGCCAUGUCAUUAGCUGGGAAAACAGAUUGAAAAUCUUCAUCGGAGUAGCACAGGGCCUGGAGUAUUUGCAUAGCGAGUUAAGAAUCCUUCACAGAUACGUUAAGCCUACAAAUAUCCUACUAGACGAAAACUUUGAAGCGAAACUGGCUGAUUUUGGGCUGUCUAGAUCCUCACCAACAAACCCUGACAUACAGGCGUCAAACAAGAUUUAUGUUAAACCUGGAAGAGAUCCAUACCUACAUGAUCAAUACUUCAACUCGAACUGGUUAACCAAAACAAGCGACAUUUAUAGCUUUGGCAUCGUUCUUUUGGAGAUGAUAACAAAUCAGCAUGUGGUUGACGUCAACCGUGAAAGUCCUCACAUUUCCAAGUGGGUCGAUCAAAAGGCUACGAAAGGCGAUACUCUAGAGAUGGUUGAUCCCAGGCUUAACAGUGACUUUGAGCCUAACUCAGUCAGGAAAGCUAUGGAGUUAGCACGCGCUUGUGCAGCUCCUGCUAGAAAUAGGCCAAGAAUGAGCCAGGUUGUUAUAGAGCUCAAUGAAUGCCUGGCCUUAGAGAUGGCUCGUGAUCAUGGAAGAACUUGA